Messenger RNA from Odobenus rosmarus divergens (Pacific walrus), 949 nucleotides. RefSeq names its product jumping translocation breakpoint (gene JTB). The transcript is spliced from 5 exons. Gene Ontology annotation, biological process: mitotic cytokinesis. The coding region runs from base 330 to 770 and encodes 146 amino acids. The record is from RefSeq and is a predicted model, not a curated record. Lineage: Eukaryota; Metazoa; Chordata; Mammalia; Carnivora; Odobenidae. Gene Ontology annotation, cellular component: centrosome; midbody; cytoplasm.
CCUCCGCGGGCCCGGCGUCCUCCGCGGGGAAGAUGGCCGCGACACGGAAGGCCCCGGCCGUAACGCGGCGCUAGGCCGUAGGCCCCGCGGCCUGUCCCGAGGGCCGUGCGGGUCCGAGAAGUGAGCUCACAGCCCAGUCCCACAAAUGCGUGUUGGCUUUUCUUGCCGUGGCCAUGGGGACGUCCCAAUAAUGCCUUUGCCCUGAUAGGCAAUCCCAGCAUUUUGCAGCCCCGACCUGGAACCUCCCGGGGGGCUGCAGCGCUCCGACGGAGGCACAAGGCCAGUCAAGCAAGUCCCUCCGUCCCGACAAGCGCGACACUGAGCACUCCAUGCCUGCGGGCGGAGAGAGGCGUGGCCUCCCCCAGGGCAGCCACCUCUGUUGGUUGCUCUGCGUUUUCACCUUAAAGCUCUGCCAAGCCGAGGCUCCUGUGCGGGCGGAGCAGCUGUCAGUGAGCACCUCAAAUUUGCCGUGCUGGCUGGUGGAAGAAUUUGUGGUGGCAGAAGAAUGUGCUCAAUGUUCUAAUUUCCAGGCUAAAACCACCCCUGAAUGUGGUUCCACAGGGUAUGUGGAGAAAAUCACAUGCAGCUCAUCUAAGAGGAAUGAAUUCAAAAGCUGCCGCUCAGCUCUGAUGGAACAACACUUAUUCUGGAAAUUUGAAGGGGCCAUUGUGGGUGUGGCCUUGGUCUUCGCUUGCCUUGUCAUCGUUCGUCAGCGACAGCUGGACAGAAAAGCUCUGGAAAAGGUCCGGAAGCAAAUCGAGUCCAUAUAGCUACCUUCCACUCUUUGAUAGGGGUCUUAGGGAUUGUACCUCGAACACAGACAGUAGAAUGAAUGGACUUGUGCCCUUCAUUCUUGGGAACUUGUGGUGGCACCUCUUUCUCCGGCUCUUGUCUAGAUCAUUAACGAGCAAAGUAUAGAAUAGUUUUCUUCUCUAUUAUAAUUUGGUUU